This is a messenger RNA of Cornus florida, 3506 nucleotides long. Its product is annotated as probable polyribonucleotide nucleotidyltransferase 1, chloroplastic. Lineage: Eukaryota; Viridiplantae; Streptophyta; Magnoliopsida; Cornales; Cornaceae. Gene Ontology annotation, biological process: mitochondrial mRNA catabolic process; mitochondrial RNA 3'-end processing. The record is from RefSeq and is a predicted model, not a curated record. Gene Ontology annotation, cellular component: chloroplast stroma; mitochondrion; cytosol. Gene Ontology annotation, molecular function: polyribonucleotide nucleotidyltransferase activity; RNA binding; 3'-5'-RNA exonuclease activity. The transcript has 25 exons. The coding region runs from base 116 to 2980 and encodes 954 amino acids.
AAACGCAAAAAAAAUCAAAGCCCACACACAAUACUCUACUGUAGAGAGAGAAAAACGGAUAAGUCUCUCUCUCUCUCGCGCGCUCACUUGGUAGCACUGCUAGUGCUAAGCAAAAAUGUUGGCAAACCCUAGUUUCCAUGGCAGACCUUAUUAUCCAUCCUCUCGAUUCUCUCACUCUACUUGUCGCAGACUUUCUCUCCCCUUCUCCCCUUGUCCUCGCAAUGUUCACUGCAGAAAAUCUUUAUUUAUUCCUUCUUCAUAUAUUAUUUCAUCAAGAAGAAGCUGUCGUGGAUUCCGUAUUAAAGCUUCGGCCGAAUACGGGGCUUCACAACCGGCUAGCAAUGGAGCACAGUAUAUUUCGCAGCCGUACUCUGUCAGAAUUCCAGUAGGCGAUAGACAUAUAUUGGUUGAGACGGGUCAUAUAGGGAGACAAGCUAGCGGUGCUGUUACAGUAACAGAUGGAGAAACUAUUGUAUACGCAUCUGCUUGUUUGGCUGAUGUUCCGAGUGAGCCUUCUGACUUUUUCCCUCUUUCUGUACAUUAUCAAGAACGUUUUUCAGCAGCUGGCCGAACUAGUGGAGGGUUUUUCAAGCGAGAAGGAAGGACAAAAGAUCAUGAGGUUCUUAUCUGUAGAUUGAUUGAUAGGCCUUUGCGUCCAACUAUGCUUAAAGGCUUCUACCAUGAAACUCAGAUAUUAUCUUGGGUUUUGAGCUAUGAUGGGUUGCAUUCCCCUGAUUCCUUGGCACUUACAGCUGCUGGAAUUGCGGUAGCUAUUUCAGAAGUGCCAAAUUCAAAAGCUAUCGCAGGAGUUCGUGUUGGUCUGGUUGAUGACAAGUUUAUUAUUAAUCCCACAACCAAGGAGAUGGAAGACUCGAAAUUAGAUUUAUUGCUAGCUGGCACAGACAGUUCGAUAUUGAUGAUAGAGGGGUUUUGUAAUUUUCUUCCCGAAGAGAAGUUGCUGCAAGCAGUUGAAGUUGGACAGGAUGCAGUACGUGCCAUUUGCAGCGAGGUGGAGGCUUUAGUUCAGAAGUGUGGGAAACCAAAAAUGAUUGAUGCAAUCAAAUUACCUCCUCCUGAGCUAUAUAAGCAUGUUGAGGAAAUUGCUGGUGAUGAACUAGUGAAGGUGCUACAAAUUGAAAACAAAAUACCAAGAAGAAAGGCCCUCUCAUCAUUAGAAGAAAAAGUUUUAACUAUACUUACAGAGAAUGGUUAUGUCAGCAAGGAUGAAGCUUCUGCAGCUGCUGAACUGAUACCAGACUUGAUUGAGGAUGAUGACGAGGAUGAAGAAGUAGUUGUGGAUGGCGAAGUUGAUGAAGGUGAUGUGCACAUAAAGCCAGUUUCACGAAAACCUAUUCCCUUGCUGUUUUCUGAAGUUGAUGUGAAGCUGGUUUUCAAAGACGUUACAUCCAAAUUCCUGCGAAAACGUAUUGUGGAGGGGGGAAAAAGAAGCGAUGGGCGAACUCCAAACGAGUUACGCUUAAUUAACUCACGAUGUGGAUUACUUCCUAGAGCACAUGGAAGCGCUCUUUUCACACGUGGGGAAACACAGUCACUAGCCGUGGUUACACUUGGUGAUAGACAAAUGGCCCAAAGAAUAGACAACCUUGUGGAUGUGGAAGAAUUGAAGAGAUUUUAUCUUCAGUAUUCUUUUCCUCCGUCAUGUGUUGGGGAAGUUGGGCGGACGGGAGCACCCAGCAGAAGAGAAAUUGGUCAUGGGAUGCUUGCAGAGAGAGCUCUAGAACCAAUAUUACCUUCUGAAGAUGAUUUUCCAUACACUAUACGCGUUGAGAGUACCAUCACAGAAAGCAAUGGCUCUUCAAGUAUGGCCUCUGUUUGUGGGGGAUGCUUAGCAUUACAAGAUGCUGGGGUUCCGGUAAAGUGCUCUAUUGCCGGUAUAGCAAUGGGGAUGGUCUUGGACACUGAGGAAUUUGGGGGAGAUGGGACACCACUUAUCCUCUCUGACAUAACAGGAUCGGAAGAUGCAUCUGGAGAUAUGGAUUUCAAGGUUGCUGGAAAUGAAGAUGGUAUAACUGCAUUUCAGAUGGAUAUAAAGGUUGGUGGAAUCACUCUACCAAUUAUGAAGCAGGCACUUCUACAAGCAAGAGAUGGCCGAAAGCGUAUCCUUGCUGAGAUGUUGAAAUGCUCACCUUCUCCUUCAAAAAGGCUUUCUAAGUAUGCCCCAUUGAUUCACGUUAUGCAGGUCAAGCCAGAGAAAAUAAACCUUAUUAUUGGUUCUGGUGGGAAAAAGGUGAAGAGUAUUAUUGAAGAAACUGGAGUCGAAGCUAUUGACACACAAGACAAUGGAACAGUGAAAAUAACGGCAAGGGAUUUGUCAAGUCUAGAGAAGUCUAAAGCUAUUAUUAGGAAUCUGACAAUGGUUCCAACUGUUGGCGAUAUUUACAGGGAUUGCGAGAUCAAAUCAAUAGCACCUUAUGGAGCCUUUGUUGAGAUAGCACCUGGACGUGAGGGACUUUGCCAUAUUAGUGAGUUGAGUGCAGAUUGGCUGGCAAAGCCAGAAGAUGCUUUCAAAGUUGGAGACCGAGUUGAUGUCAAGCUUAUUGAGAUAAAUGAAAAGGGACAGCUUCGCCUAAGCCGUCGAGCACUACUUCCAGAUCCAAAUCCAGAUAAACCGGGUGUAAAGCAGCGUACAAGUAAUCUUACCAAGGACAGUGCUGCUUCACAAAAAGGUCCUGAUAAAGGUACAAUUAAGAGAGUUCUAAGAGCACCAAGGGACAGUUUAUCAGAAGAGAGCACUGAACAUGCCAAGGAUGAAAAUAUUGCUCUAAAACCCACGAACUCCCCUAAAAGUAAUUCAACUCUGCUCUCGGAGGAGAAAGUUGUUAAGAAAUUAGUUACCUCUACCAAGGAUGCGCUCCAUAGUAGCAAAGACAGGCCAAAUAAAAGCAGUUAUAAAGCUAUUAUCAGUGUUUCUAGCGAAAAUGAGAACACACUAGUAAAUGGAGAGGCCAAAAGUGGAUAGCAAGUGUCUGAAUUGGUUGGUCCCCAUUUUAGUAGUGCUGAGUGGUGGUGGGUGGCUCUCUGCAAUAGAAGGGUUCAGAGGAAAUUCUUUGUUGCAUGUCACUACAACGUGAAGCAAGCGAACAUGUCUGAUGAACAGUGUUGGGAUAGUAAUCGGGAGAGAAGGAACCUAACAAAGAGCAGCGGUCUUGUGUGAGUUUGUAUAAAGAAAGAGGCUAGAAUUGAUAGGCAACAGAAACAGUGCUGUUAUUGCUUUUGUUUUGAAGAACUUCCAUUUUUGAUCUGGAGUGGAACUGCUCUUGGAAACACCUGAAAGUUGUGGUGUUGUGUUGACUGGUUCUACAAAGCAAUUGUCAAUUUGUAAUAAGAAGAAAUUUUCCAUGUGCCGCCCUGUUUUUUUUUUUUUUGGUUUAUCCAUUUUUUUACUAGACGCAACCCAGUUGAUAUUGUAAUGACACCUUUCUUGUUACUUGUAAUGGCAAUGCUAUAAUUAUUUCUAUAUUCAACAGCAUGGAAAUUAUUGAUUA